Molecule: messenger RNA, 717 nt
Organism: Sinocyclocheilus grahami
Lineage: Eukaryota; Metazoa; Chordata; Actinopteri; Cypriniformes; Cyprinidae
Product: sarcoplasmic/endoplasmic reticulum calcium ATPase 2-like
Exons: 6
Source: RefSeq, a predicted model, not a curated record
AACAAGAGUAAACGCCGCUUCCAUCACCACUGAACGGGAGAGAAAGACGGCAAAAGGGGUCGACCGUCACAUUUCCAGGCAGGCAGAGGCUUGGACGGGGGGGGUGAAUGUGAUGUACUAAGCAAGGGUAUUUUCUUUUGGCUUCCACUGACUCCCAGUUCUUUGGGGAAAAAGGAGAAAAUAGAAGAACUCAUCUGUUUGGAUAAAACUCCUGGAAGGCAGAUUCUUGAGAGGGAUUCUCUUCCUAUCUAACCAUGGAGAAUUCUCACACCAAGAGUGUGGAAGAAGUUUAUAGUUAUUUCAGCGUCAACGAGAGCACGGGACUGACUUUAGACCAAGUGAAACGGCAGAAAGAGAAAUGGGGUCCCAACGAAUUGCCUGCUGAGGAAGGAAAAUCUAUAUGGGAACUUGUCAUCGAGCAGUUUGAAGAUUUACUUGUGCGGAUUCUUCUAUUGGCAGCUUGUAUAUCUUUUGUAUUAGCCUGGUUCGAGGAGGGAGAUGAAACGAUCACCGCCUUUGUGGAGCCUUUUGUAAUCUUACUAAUUCUUAUAGCUAACGCCAUCGUAGGUGUUUGGCAGGAACGUAAUGCAGAAAAUGCCAUUGAAGCGCUUAAGGAGUACGAGCCAGAGAUGGGCAAGGUGUACCGUCAGGACAGGAAGACCGUCCAGAUGAUCAAAGCCAAAGAAAUUGUGCCUGGAGACAUUGUGGAGGUCGCUG